AUGGAUUUCUCUAAGGAAAAUAACUUAGAAUCGUCAGGAGUUUAUGAACUUAUUACAAAAUUGUGUGAGAGAACUGCUACAAAAUAUUGCUUUCAAAACCGAUUGUCCCAAAAGCUUCUAACUGCAAAGUUAAGAUCACAGGCAUACGAAAUCAUUUUGAAAAAGUCUUAUUCUGAAGAUUCAAGUCGGAGAUCAGAUCCAAUUGUAGAUUUGUUAUCACACAACUUUAUUUCUGAACAAAAUGUAAAAAAUGUUGCUGAAUAUAAGAGAUGUGUUGAUUUAAAAAAAUGUAUAAGUACUUUGCGCAGCACAGAUUAUGGAGAUAAAAAAGAACAUAUAAAUAAUGUUUUGAAAUUUUUAAUUGAAUUAAGGAACUCUUCAAAACAAGAUCUUUCAGCUGAGAUGUUUCAAAAUCCUUUUACAUUUGGACUUUUGAAUGAAAUGCUCCCAAAACCAGCACAGGAGAUUUUUGGGUCUCCUCAACCAUAUGCAUAUUUUCCUGAUUUUAUAUUUGAGCUUCCAUAUUCAUUAAAAAAUCAAGAUAAUACAUUGAAUGAAUAUAACUCUUUGUGCUAUACACAAUAUACAGUCAAAAGUUUUGAUUCAAGGGCUAAUUUAAUAGAUAAUAAAUCUCCAAGUCCAAUGGAUGUGAAAAGUAUUCAAAGCCUAAGUUCAUUGCCAUCAAUGACAUCAGUGGUUACUCCAUAUGGAAGUACAUUUAAUUUUCCUAGACUGACAGUACCAAGAGAUCUUCAAAUACCUCUCUCAUCCCAAUCUACAAAUGUGAAUGUAAAGGUUUCUCUUGUUGGUACAAGUGACUCUGACAUUUAUGAAGUUUUCAGAUCAAAAUCUAAUGAAUCAAUAGACAUAUGGGAGUUAGCCUCGCAGGUAGAUAAGCAAAUACCCGAGGAUAUUUGGGAUGUUGUUUCCAAGAUGCCACUAGUUAAUGAGAGGCAGUUAAUAGCAGGUUCUACAAGAGAAAUGAAACUUUGGAGAGAGCUAUAUGGAAAUGAAUUGUCUGAUCUUAGUGUUAUAUCUGAGAAACAAUUUAUAAGGCAUACCAUGUAUCUCAUAAUUGGUAUAGAAACAAAAUCUUUUCCUUUUUGUGUGGAAUCAAAUUGUUUUUUCAUGAAAGAUGAUAUCAUUUUGGAGGCCAUAUCAAAGGAAACCCUAAAGGGAUACAUAUCACCGUUGCUUCUUGUUGGUACUUAUUACAGGCGGCUUUACACUUUUGCCUUUAACCUCAUUGUUGAUGAUCAUUUUCAUAGCAAAGGACUUGUUUUUGAGGCAGCAAGAGAAAUCAUAAGGAGGUACUUAUUAGAAUUUCGACUGAAAGCCACAAAGAUUUAUGAAGAAUGUUUUAAAAUUACUUCUCAAGACUUAAAUGUUAUGCCGACAUUACUGCAAAUAUUAUAUCACAUGGAACCACUGAAGUACGAGAUCGAAACUAUUGCUUCUAUAUACAAGAUGGUUGACACUGAUUCAGUGAUAAUACCACAGGGCGCAGAGUUAAUGUCAUACCUCUUCAACGAGAUAUCGCUGGUGACGCAUAAACAAACCGCUCUAACGUUAUUUGACUCUCUAUUUUGUUUAUGCAGAGUAUAUUUCAAAUUUAUCGAACGUUUCAUAUUCGAAGGGGAAUUAGAUGAUAUAUUCAACGAGUUUUUCAUAAGAAAGGACAAUCAGUACGUGAAUUCUCGAACGAAACGAUACUGGGAUAAGGGUUUUCACAUAACUUUGACGUGUGCUGUUCCUGCGUUUUUACGGCCUUUGGCUUCCUUUAUACUGUUAUGUGGAAAAUCAUUAAGAUUGCUCAAGCUCUGCAAUCCUAGUGAUCCACUAGUACUACUAAUAUCAUCCGACCAUCCGUCUGUCCAUUGCUGUGCAUCCUUCGAGGAACUGGAACGUCAACAGCAACUAUUAGAUGUAUACAGAACAAGAUGUCUGUUUGUCAGUGGAGAACCAGUCACAUUUGAACAGAUACUGCUAAAGAGAGAGGCUGAGAAGAAGGCUUUCGCUGAAAUGGCUUCUUUGAAACAGGCUGAGACUAUAGAGAAGAUUGUUGCGGAACGAAAAAGAUUAGCCCAAUUGAUAAUAGCGGAAAAACAACAUUCACUGAGAGUUCUAGAAGCAGCCAUCGCUGAGGCGAAAGCGGCUAAGAAUAAGUCAAAGAAACGGGAGCGAAAGCUUUGUCAGCUGGAAGAGAACUUGGAUAAAACUACGGAGGAAGUAGAUUCCAAAUUAAAGGAUAAGGAAAGGAGUAAAAUAAUGGAAUACUAUUCAAAACUAAACAUGGAAGUAGAGAAGAGUAAAAUACAUACAGAAUGGAAAAUAAAACGCUUACAAUUAGACCAAAGUCGUAUACAACUUCUUUCGACAGAGGAAAGAAAUUUGAAACGAGAAAAAUUAGAAUUAGAGCAUCAACAAAAUGAGUCUAUAAUGGCUAUGUCCAUACAAAGCGAUUUUAAAUCUGAGGACGAUUUAGAUAAUGUCGAUAAUAAUAAUGGAGAAGAAGAAAGUAAAACAACCGAUUCAACGCCAUCCACAGACAUUGCAGAAGAAGUUCCAGAUAUUACAGAACUAGGUAGAAACAAACAGAAGGCCCAGGCUUCAAGUGAUGUAUUUAGCGCUAUAUGUAACGUAGCUAAAAGUAUAUUUGGUACGAAACCAAAAGAAAAAUCUCCAUGUGAUAAUAACGUUGAAAUGGACACCCAAGGAAAUAUAAUUAACAAAGUGAAGUGUAAAAUGGAAACUGAAACGUCUAAUGACAUCAUCGGCGCAAAUUUAAACAACACGUUCGACAAUAUACAUUUUCUAGAAAACAGACAGGACGCUUUAAAGAAUAAGCACAAAGUUAUGGCGCACGAAUUCGGUCAAACUGAUAGCGAGAAUAAUAAAAUUAAAGACCUGCCACUAGUUAAGACGUCGUCUAUUGAUUCAGAGAACAAUAUUGAAGAAGAAUGGGCAUUCGCUGAAGCAAGGAAGAAUAAACUGAAAGUUUUGGGUGCGGAAUUCGGUAAUGUUAAACCAGAAGUUAAGGAAAUUCACGAACCUAUAACAGAAGCUCAAAGAGAAGCUUUGAUAAAUAAACAAAAAGUGUUAGGUGUAGAAUAUAACCUGCCGUUAGAGAGAUUUGCUAAGAAAGAACCAGCAAAUGUAGCCCAGGAAGAGGCUAUACGAAAUAAAAGCAAAGUUCUAGGCUCUGACUAUGAUAUUAACGUGAAAAGUACCAAGUUUGAUUCUUCAAGGAAGUCCAGUUUACGGCUGAAUUUAAAACCGUACAGUGAUACUUCCAUUGGUACUAAAACUGUCACAACACCUAAUGCUGGGGCGAUAACUCCGGGUGAACUUUUUCCGGGGCUGGAUUUAGAAACUCCAACGACAGCAGAAAUGCCUGUCGAAGGCGCAGUCACUUGUGACAUAUUCACACCUCAUAGUGAAGGCAAAGAUUUAGACUCGGCCAAAAUAAAACCUGAUAAGGAAUUUCUCACAUCUGAUGGAUUCAAUUUCUCAAUUAUCGUGGACGACGAAACUGCCGUCACAGAUGCCAUUAGUGACAUACAAACAGAUAUUAGUUUAGAAAAUUCACCAUCAAAAAGCGCAGAUUAUUGCGAUCUUCCUAUAACAAAUAAAACUUCACUUUUUAAUAUAUUGGACGGUUCAUAUAAUUUGGACUCUUUCGAUCCAUUUGGUGUGAAAAAUCUUGGGACGUAUUCAAAAGAUUAUUUCAAUAAUAAAAUUAAUGAGACAUGUUCGUUUUAUACACAUCCAGCCAUUACUAUAGAGGAAGUUCAGAAAAAGCCAUAUAAUAAUAUAUUUGUGCAUUCCAACAAGAAAGUGGAAGAUAAAAUAUCUUGUGAUAAUAUAGCAACACUAACGGCGUGUUUGCAAAGAUCCGUAAUGUUGCCAUUAACAUAUCAGUUGGAGGUUGUGAAUAAUUCUAUUUUAAUACAUUUCCUAGUUAAUCUAGACAUGUACGAACAUUUGAGAAGUUUAAAAGAUUAUUUUUUUCUUAUGGACGGAGAAUUUUCAAGAAGCAUAUGCCAUAAUUUAUUUGCUAAAUUAACGAAAACGUUGAAUCCGCAGGAGCUGCUGAAUUUUGCGACUUUGCAUAAUAUUCUGGAUAAAGCCCUCGGUUCAUCUAUUUCUCAUGUACACAAAUUUUCUGAAAACUUAUCAUUUACAAUCACGGAAUCACCAUUAAGUUUUCAACACAGCUCACCAGAUGUAUUACAGUGUCUCUCGCUCACUUACUCUGUGAGUUGGCCAUUGAAUAUUAUAUUAUCUCAAGAAGCAUUGCUGAGAUAUGCCAAAGUAUUCCAAUUUCUUAUAAAAAUGAGACGGAUAUUUUGGGUUUUAAGUGAAGAUUUUCAGGCCUUAAAACUUUUAGUAAAGUUAUCAAAGGACCACUCGAGAAAAAUUCUUAAGUCACCACAAUACAUAUCGGUGCAGAUAUAUAGGCAUGUAAUGGCGUCGUUGAUACGUGCGUUGGACAAUUAUAUAGUAACUACGUGCAUUCUCACCUCUUGGACGGAGUUUGAAAAGGAUUUAAAGAAAGCAAGGACUUUGGAUGAUUUGUACGAAUGUCAUGUUGUGUACAUAAAAAAAGUUCUCUUCAGAUGCCUUUUAAAUAACAGAUCUACGCCUGUUAUGAAACUGUUGAAUGAUAUAUUUACUGUGAUAUUGAAAUUUAGUCGCGUUUUAAAGGCUGGGGAAUGGCAACAACAGGAAGCGAACGGUUGCUUCACACACACGAAUUUCGCCCAACUCGAUGAAUUGUUCCAUUUAUUCGAGAAACUUGCAAAAUAUCUACACAAAGUCGUUAAUAAACUUAUGGAAUGUGGAUAUCAAAGGCAUUUAGUUGAAUUAUUGACCAUGGUUAAUCUGAAUGGAUAUUAUGAUCCGGACAGAUCUAAGGAAGACACUAACAUCAGCUUACAGUCUGCA
This is a messenger RNA of Brenthis ino (lesser marbled fritillary), 4947 nucleotides long. The record is from the annotation of a GenBank genome assembly. Lineage: Eukaryota; Metazoa; Arthropoda; Insecta; Lepidoptera; Nymphalidae.